This is a messenger RNA of Lodderomyces theae, 1869 nucleotides long. It is a transcript of the gene CIS2, whose product is annotated as gamma-glutamyltransferase. Gene Ontology annotation, molecular function: glutathione gamma-glutamate hydrolase. Bases 1 to 1869 code for a protein of 622 amino acids. The transcript has a single exon. The record is from RefSeq and is a predicted model, not a curated record. Lineage: Eukaryota; Fungi; Ascomycota; Pichiomycetes; Serinales; Debaryomycetaceae. Gene Ontology annotation, biological process: glutathione catabolic process. Gene Ontology annotation, cellular component: fungal-type vacuole; plasma membrane.
AUGAAAGGUAGAAUCAUCAACAACAACAACAAAGGCAAAAGAUAUGGGUUGGUCUUACUUCCAAUCUUGCUCUUGCUAUUACUCACCAUAACCAAGCUUCCCAAAGAUUACUCAACGAUACCAUUUGACAUCUCUCGCGGAGAUCCAUACAUCACCAUCCAGCAUGCCACAGAUGACCCACUACACGAUAAAAUUGGUCAACCUGACUUACACCCUUCAAAGAAACACUUACACGAAGGUAGCAAAGCCAUGGUUGCAAGCGAUGUUCCUAUAUGCUCUACUAUGGGUAAGGACAUUUUACUCAAAGGGGGAAAUGCAGCCGACGCCGCAGUGACGGUUGCUUUAUGUAUCGGUUCAAUCAACGCACACAGUUCCGGAAUUGGCGGCGGAGGGUUCAUAUUGAGCAGAAAUGUAGAUAAGGAAGAUGUUAUAAGCAUAGAUGCCAGAGAAACGGCCCCAGCUUUGGCUUCAAAGAACAUGUAUGGAAAGUCAUUUGUGUUGAGCAAAAUUGGUGGACUAGCUAUUGCAAUUCCCGGUGAGCUCAAGGGACUUGACGAGUUAUAUAAGAGGCAUGGGAGUGGUCGCUUAUCCUGGAAGCAGUUGUUUCAACCAGUUAUCGAUUUAAAUGAAAGAGGAUGGAAUUGCUCAAAAGUGUUUGAAACUGUGGUGGCCAAGGAAGACGAGUUGGUAUUGUCAAGAGCGCCAGUGUUGAAGAAAAUGUGGGAUUUUAUUUUCACAAAGGAUGGUGACUUGGUGAAGGAAGGGGAUUGGAUACAACGUCCAAACUACGCAAACACAUUGAGAGUGAUUGCCAAUAACGGAAGCAGUGAUGUGUUUUAUGAUCCCGAGGGACCAAUUGUGCCGUCAUUAGUUAAUACGAUUGCGAAAUGGGGAGGUAUCGUUACACCACCUGAUUUUGCAAACUACAAAGUGAAUGUGGAAGAGCCAUUGUCUACAACCAUUCAUGAUCGUACACUUUACACCAGCAAUGGGGUUUCUUCUGGAAUAUCUCUUGUUGCAGGAUUGAACUUUUUCCACGCAGUGUACAACGGCUCAGAGGAUGCUGUUAUGUUUAACCACAAGCUAAUCGAAAGCUUUAAAUGGUCGAGUUCUGUUAGAACUCGGUUGGGUGACAUACCCAAAAGGAGUAAAGUGACUGAAAAAUAUUCUGCAGGUACGUGGAUCAACGAUGUUCUUACAAAAGGGAGAUACUCAGAUGACACGACGUUUCCAUGGGAAAAUUACAAUCCAAAAUACGACAUGGUUGAUCCCCAAGGAACCUCUCAUUUCUCUAUAGUUGAUGAAGACGACAACUCAGUUGCUAUGACAACCACUGUGAAUCUACUUUUUGGGUCCAUGAUAUACGACAAAGCUACUGGAAUUGUUCUUAAUGAUGAGAUGGACGAUUUCAGUCAGCCCAACGUGAGCAACGCAUUCAACUUGACACCAUCCAUCUACAAUUUCAUUGAACCUGGAAAAAGGCCAUUGAGUUCAACAUCGCCAACCAUCAUUACUUACAACAACAGGAGCGACUUGGUUAUUGGCGCCGCUGGAGGGAGUAGAAUUACAAACGCUGUGCUUCAAGCAAUUGUGCGGUUGUAUUAUAGAGAAACUGGACUUUUAGAGACAAUAGCAUACCCAAGGAUGCACCAUCAAUUGAUCCCAGAGAAUGUCAUGAGUGAAGACUUGACCACAUUUGCAAAACAGUACAGUGGAGUUGAUAUAGUAGAUAAAUUGAAAAGCAAGAAACAUACAUUUUUGGAGACUGGAGCAUUGACAGCAAUGAAUGGGAUUAAACGGGUGAAAGAUGGGACAUUACAGGGCGUCAGUGACUAUUGGAGAAAACGAGGAGAAGCAGAUGGGUAUUAG